This is a messenger RNA of Didymella exigua CBS 183.55, 1764 nucleotides long. RefSeq names its product putative pyrroline-5-carboxylate dehydrogenase. Gene Ontology annotation, molecular function: L-glutamate gamma-semialdehyde dehydrogenase (NAD+) activity. NCBI's taxonomy places the organism in Eukaryota, Fungi, Ascomycota, Dothideomycetes, Pleosporales, Didymellaceae. The coding region runs from base 1 to 1764 and encodes 587 amino acids. Gene Ontology annotation, cellular component: mitochondrial matrix. The record is from RefSeq and is a predicted model, not a curated record. The transcript is spliced from 2 exons.
AUGUCGAGCAUUCGCACUAUCACUUCACUUCGUGCCACAAGGCGGCCGUUGAUCCAAGCGCCUCUCACUUGUCUCCAGGCCCGCACCAACGUCACAGUCCCCUUCAGGCUUCCUGCAGCACGCAACGAGCCCAACCCUACUUACAAGGAGGGUUCAGAAGAGCGCAUUGAGCUUGUCAAGGAACUUAAGAGGCUCAGGUCACAGCUUCCUCUAAAAUCUGAGAUCUUCCUGAACGGCACAUCACAGCCCUCUGCUGGAUCAUGGGACCAGCCUAUCCCCGCCGAGAAGGACACCGUCUUCACCAACUACCCUCUUAUCUCCAAGGAGCAGGUCUCCGAUGCCAUCAAAUCCGCUCUUGAGGCCAAGAAGAAGUGGGAGAAGACUCUUUUUGUUGACCGUGCUGCUAUUUUCCUCAAGGCUGCGGAGCUCGUUGCGGGGAAAUACCGCUAUGAGCUGAUCGCAGCUACUAUGCUCGGCCAGGGCAAGAACAUCUGGCAAGGCGAGGUCGACGCCGCCGCUGAGUUGGCUGACUUCUUCCGCCUGAACUGCAAUUAUGCUGCUGAGAUCAUAUCUCGCCAGCCUGACCGUGGCUCUGAUGGCAUGUGGUCCCGCAUGGACUACCGCCCUGUCGAGGGUUUCGUCUACGCCGUGUCUCCUUUCAAUUUCACAGCCAUUGGAGGUAACUUGAUUGCGGGACCUGCCUUAAUGGGUAAUGUUGUCCUCUGGAAGCCUUCUCCCUCGAAUGUUUACGCCUCUACCAUCGUCUACAAGAUUUUGCUCGAAGCUGGUCUCCCCAAAGAUGUUAUCCAAUUUAUUCCCGGUGACCCAGAGGUCAUCAACGACGUUGUCUUUGCUAACCGCGACUUCGCUGGUCUCAAUUUUGUCGGUUCUUCGGACGUUUUCCGCUCCCUUUGCGCUCGCAUUGGUCAGGGCAUUGGCAAGGGUACUUACCGCGAGUUCCCCCGCAUGGUCGGUGAAACUAGCGGUAAAAACUUCACCCUCAUCCACCCUACCGGUGAUAUUCCAUCCGCCGUGAAGCACACCAUUCGUGGAUCUUUCGAGUACCAGGGGCAGAAGUGCUCUGCCACAUCCCGUCUCUACCUUCCCGAAUCCCGCUCCCAGGAAUUUCUUGACGCUUUCAUCAAGGAUGUGAACGAGAUCACCAUCGGUAAUCCCGACAAAGAUCUGUCGGCAUUCAUGGGCCCCGUUAUCCACGACCGCUCGUUCAACAAGAUCAAGAAGAUCAUCGACGAGUCAAACGCCGAUCCUUCGCUCACGCUUCUCGCCGGUGGAACAUACGACGACUCUAAGGGUUACUUCGUCAAGCCCACUGUCUACCUUUCCGACUCUCCCGACCACAAGCUUUUCAACUACGAGAUCUUCGGCCCCGUUCUUUCCAUUCACAUCUACAAGGAUACUGACUGGAAGAAAAUCCUCCAGAAGGUCGAUGGCGCUGGUGGGGGCUUCGCCCUUACCGGUUCCGUCUUCGCCAACGACCGCUCCGCUGUCCGCGAGGCUGAGGACACUCUCCGCUACUCUGCCGGUAAUUUCUACAUCAAUUGCAAGACCACCGCUGCUCUCAUCGGCCAGCAAUCGUUCGGUGGUUCCCGUGCCUCUGGUACCAACGACAAGGCUGGCUCUUCGAACCCUGUCCUCCGCUUCACCUCUCCCCGUCUGAUCAAGGAGGAGUUCUUCCCCCAGACCGAGUUCUUGUACCCCAGCAACAAGCCUGCUGAGAACAUUGAGGACGCUAAGGGUGCCUAA